UAAAACUAUACACACAACGAACAACGUGAGUGUGGGAUGAGUGAGUGAGACAAGCCGGCACUUGAGUGUGAGUACUCACACGAGACACGUGAGUGGAAUGGAUUUAAUGUUGUUGGUAAAUCAUCAAGGGACGCAACCUAUGUCGGAGUUUAAUUACUAGUAAAGGGACGCUAUCCAUGUUGUUAAGCCACUCUUCAACGGACGCCAUCCCGUGCCUCACUACAACAAAUGCCCAAGGGCCGCAACCACCUGUAUCGGAUUGUAAUUACUAAGGGAAGCUACCCAUGUUGGAUUGCGAUAUCUCCUCAAGGGGCAGGCACCUAUGUCGGGAAAAUCUGGACAUGUCAGCGACCAGUUCCUGGCAAAUUUGGAACCCUACCACUUGCAUUUAUCGUCUGCUAAUGUUCAGAACUCACGUCUGCUCCCUCGUCUGACGUCACCAUGUCACGCAGAAAACAGUCGAACCCCAAACCGCUAAAACACGAUGAGAGCGACGAAGAAAGUGGCGCCCUGAGCCAUGAGAUGACUGCCGGAAGUGACGUCGACCCCGGCGCGAGGGAAGAUGACGUAGACAGUUCCGGCUGUCCAGAGGAGGGGGAAACCGACUGGGCUCAAACUUCCGUCACGGGGCAGCAAACUCCAAAUCUAGAACCGGAAGUAGAUGCUCAACAAAAUGGCGAAGACCCCGGGGUUGACUCCCAGCAUUCUGAUGCUUCUUCUGACGCCAACUUCGGCACUCACCAUUGUGACGUCGACGAUUCGCAAAUCGCAAGACGCAGCCCCUUGACUACUGUCUUUCCGGAACUAGUUAACCAAUCAAAACAUGACAUUGAAACAGACAAGCCAAUCGCGCCGCUGAUAAAAUCGGAGCCUCCUCCCAGCCCCGAGCAUGGCGGGGUGUCGAGUUCUUCCGACGUCCCCAGGAGCAACGCCCCGGCUUCGCUGUACACCCCCAAAAUCAAAAGACGAAACAGGUCCCGGUCCCGAUCGCGAUCCAAAUCCGGCGGCGUCUCCAGCUCGCCGGAAGCGUCGACUGCGUCAGCGGCGUUUCAAUCCCGCGAGGAGGCGGAGCUGGCGUUAGUCAACCAGCUGCAGCUGCCCAGCGACGUGCUGUACCUGAGGGAGCAGGACAUCAACAUCCACGGCACCCCCAGCGUCGGAUGGGUCGUCUGCUGCGCCAUCCCCCUCCCGCAGGGCUCUUCGCUGGGGCCGUUCCAAGGUCAACUCGUCCCGCCGGAAGCCGUCAAGGUCGGGGAUCUGAUUGUGCAGUUCACCAACAAGAAAGGCCAGCAGGCUUUAAUGAACGUUGCCGGACAGUCCGGCGGAUGGCUGGCACUGCUCCGGUCGGCCGGCAUUGCCGCAGACCGGAACACGCACGUGUACUGGGAAGGGGGUAGGAUCUGGUGUGAGGUUGUCACCGACAUCGACAUCGGCACGGAGCUGCGGGCGUCCUUCACCUUCCAAAGCGAGGACGAGUGUGACGACACGGAGGGGGACGAGGAGCCCGCCGUCACGGUCAAAGAGGAGGUGAGCCCGGGGGUAGAGGGCGCCCUGAGCCACCAGGCGCUCCAACAGCCGGCAGCCACUGGACAUGCUGCCCUCAUCUACGGCUGUCCAUUCUGUGGUGUCCGGUUCUCCAGUCCCAGGACUCUACAGGGCCACUUGAGUUUUUAUUGUUCCAAGAAAACCUCGGAGCAGAUGGUCACACCGACAACCAAGGACAAGGAUUCAAAGGGAAGCGACUCAAGUAAAGCAUCUAGCGAAACUUCAAAGGUUGGAGGUGAUCCUGAGACACAGGCGCAGAAAGCCGAGUCUAAAAGUCUAGACAACAACGCCUCGGACCAAUCCUCUCAAGAAAAAACUGGAGUCAAUGGCCAGGUUUUCAAAUGCAAACACUGCAACUACAAGGCUUACAAACUGAGCAGCCUUAACCGGCACAUGCGCAUGCACAACAACGACAAGAUGAAAGCGGCCAGCAGCUUCAGCCAGGAGACGGCACUGACCGUGGUCAAGUCGCCCGCGCUGGAGACCUUCUGCAAGGAGUGCAGGAUCCAGUUCUCCAGCCUCCACACCUACCGCUGCCACAAAGAGCACUACUGCGCCCAGAGGAGGAAAAAAGCCCUGGCCAACCCGUCAGCGUUCGCCGCCAUGUUUCAUUCGCCAUUUUCUUUUUCCGAGACCGGCAAAGUGGGCGUGCCGUCGGCUUUACAGAUGGCGACGCUCAACCAAGGUGGGAUUAUCUUACCCUCAAGGGAAGCCACUCUCCCCGGCGCCGCGGCAGUGAUACUAACCGCCCCUAUGCUGACAGCUUCCGGCUUGGCGAACAUUUCCAUUUCUUUACCCGCCAUGAUCAUGCAACCGUUAUCAGGACCGGAAGUCCGCGGUAAAGACAGUAGCCCGAGGACCAGAUCACCCCCGGAUCAUCACCAUCCGCUUUCUUCAGAAGCUUCACCCCGGCCAUCGCACACACAUUUUCUGAGCAAGGCGCCGUCGACUUCUCAAAAAAAUCAUUUCAAUUGGUCCCACGACCAAGCUCACAAAUCAAAAGACCACAGCUCGAUUAAGACGGAACGUUUUGACGAAGACCACCCACUGGAUCUGUCAAUCAACAGAAAAGAAAUCAAAACAGAAGACGGUAAGCCGUCUGCUGAGACUUUCCUCCAACCCGACAAAGACGGGGGUCAUCUAGAGCGGAGGAGGUCCCAGCGCUCCACCUCCCCGCUGGGGCUGGACAUUUCCCGUCGAGACCAAACCCAGUCUCCCCCGAGUCCGAUUCGCUCGUCUUUACUGACCCAAGAACAACUUCAUCUCCUGAGAGAAUCUUUGCCGGCCCAGCAUUACCUUAGAUCUGAUCACCUGACCCCCAUCACCGCCCCUCCCCAGCUCCUGCAGCACCCCUCACUCCUGGUCUCGACGGCCGGGUUCCUCCCCGCCCCCGGCCUCCCCCACCUGGCCAUGUCUCCACGCACCAAACCAGCGCCAAUCUCACCCUCCGGCCACCCCAACGGCAUCAGCAAAUGCGCCGACUGCAACAUCGUCUUCUAUAAACACGACAACUAUCUCAUACACAAAAAACAUUACUGCUCUGGAAAGAGGCGGCUGAGUAACACCCAGAUUUCAGUUGUCGACGCCCCUGUUGAGCCGGAAGCAAGAAAUCUCCCUGAAGCGAUUCCCAAGGAAGAACCAGUCUCAGAAACCAGCACCGACUCGCAAAAAUCGCACUCGUCUCCCAAACUUAAAGAGACCCCCGCGGUCUUAUCCCCGUCUAAACAUUCCAACGAGCUCAAAUACAAAUUUUAUUGCGUGCCGUGCAGAAUCAAAUUCAGCAACGCCAGCAUUCUCGAGGCCCACAAGGAAUAUUACUGCCCGGCUGGUAAAGACAGCGAGCAUUCUGUGAUACUUCACACCACCUCGGACUCAUCCUCUUUGAACUCUCCCAAAGAAGAACCGCAGCAGUCGUCUCCAGAUCCCCCUCUAGAGGAGUUCACGUGUUCCAGAUGCAACAACGUCUUCACCUCAGCCAGGCUUCUGCGACUUCACAUGUGCCACGAAGGUUUCCCGUGUCCGCAUUGUGAUCACGUGUCCAUCACGGACAACCGAUUGGCCGAGCACAUGAAGGUGCACGCGCCAACCAAAGCGUACAGGUGCACGAUCUGCGGUUACCGUGGCAACACGGCCAGGGGCAUGCGAAUGCACGGUAAAACUCACGUCGACGAGGGUCUAGACUUCACCGACGAGAACAUGCUGGAAUACCACGAGCCGGCGUUGGUUCCGGUCACCCAAAGCCCCCACCCUGGGGCCGCCACGGACACCGAACUCCUGAGACUGAAAAACGAACCGUACAAGCGGCGCCGGUCCAGAAAAGCGUACGAAAAAUUCGAUUUCCCUUUGCCGAAAGUGGACAUUCCCCAGACCUGUCCGCUGUGUGGACAAAAUUUCGCGAACUCGGAUUUCCUGGCCUCGCAUUACAAAGUCCACGAGAUAGCGGCCUCGCAGUACAUAGCGGGCCUCAUGCAUUGCCUCCACUGCGCUUACAUCGGUAAAAAUCCUGAUGAUCUGCGCUCACACUUCGAAGCCAACCACAGAGGGAAGAAUAAAAGAAGAAGGCUGUCGUCUGCCAGCACUGAGGAAGACCAACAGGGCGGAAGCAGCAGCAGUCCUGACCUGCGUCAAACGAAUCCAGAUUCUAACACGCAAGAACCGUCAAGUUCCAGAAGAAUGGUCUUGGAAGAUCCCAACUCACCGGAAGAGGAAGAAAAAUUUUCGUUUAGAAAAAGUUCAACAGAGUUAAGCUCUUCGAGUCAGCUUUUGAACAAGGUGAAAACAGAACCGAUGGAUGAAGACGAAGCUGAUGACUCCUCGAAACUUAAUCAUUUCCUGCAGAUGCCAAACCCUAGUCCGGAGUCGACGAAUUCGGACUCGGAGAGACAUUUUUCCAGUCAGUCUCCGUGUGAAAUCAAGCGUAGCGUCAGCACCCCGCUCAACGUCACGGACGACAACCAAUCGCAGGAGAACACGGAAGCGAUGGACACGGCCUCGUUUCAAGAACACGAACCAGGGGAGAUCAUCAACCAUUUUCACAUCAAAUCCGAAACUUCCGAGGAAUCCGUUUUCCGAAGCUGCAAGAAUUCCGUGACGGAAACCCGAUUAGAGGAGAAUAAUGCUUCGGCGUCAGCUCUAAAAUCGCCCAACUCUGACGGCAACCAUUACCCGCACGCUUUCAAGGGACAUCACUCUAGACUCAAUUUAAAACAAGAGCCAGCGGACCAUCUCAGUGAUUCCCCCCACCCUGCUUCACCCGAUGACAAACUUGAACCCCGGGUCCCUUCCAACUUUUUACUGAACUUCCCCCCACAACCGAACCCAACCACGCCCCAAAAACCCACACAACCAACCUUCCCCAAACUGGAGCCUCCUACAAGCGUAGUAACCCCUACCUCGUCGGUCUUCCCCUCUCCCUUGCCCUUCCCCUACGCUCCCCCGCACCUGGCUCUUCCAUAUUUCUUCCUCCCCUCCCACCACUCGCCCUCCCCUCCCACCAGCUCGAUGAAAACGGUUGUUCGUGAGGACAGAGCGACCAGUGGCCGGUACUGCCAAAACUGUGAUAUCUCUUUCUCCAAACAUUCAACGUAUCUGGCACACAAGAAAUAUUACUGCACUGCCCGCCCCAGGGGGGAGGCGCAACCAUCAGCCAAGGCAUAGAUGUGUGUGGAAAAUCUAAGCCAAACUUCCAUUCAC
Messenger RNA from Physella acuta, 5238 nucleotides. Its product is annotated as zinc finger protein ush-like. NCBI's taxonomy places the organism in Eukaryota, Metazoa, Mollusca, Gastropoda, Physidae. Gene Ontology annotation, biological process: cell differentiation; positive regulation of transcription by RNA polymerase II; negative regulation of transcription by RNA polymerase II. Gene Ontology annotation, cellular component: nucleus. The record is from RefSeq and is a predicted model, not a curated record. Gene Ontology annotation, molecular function: RNA polymerase II-specific DNA-binding transcription factor binding.